UUGCACAGCUAUUGGAGGAGAACAGUCAAGCGAUUUCCUGCUUGCGCUGCAUUGAAUUGCCCUUCAUCUUCUCCCAUCAGCAAGCUGAGCUUCGCUUAACUCAUCUCCCGGCGUACAGACAGGACCACUACGAGCUAUACUCAGCACCAUGGGACUCACAAGCGACCCAAACUACAAGAAACUGGAGCAAUGGUACAGAUCCAACGCUGGGAACCUCAACAUGAGGCAGAUGUUUGAUGCCGAUAAGGAGAGAUUCAGCAAAUUCAGUACAACAUUGGACACCGACGAUGGGGAGAUCCUCCUUGAUUAUUCAAAGAAUCUCAUCAAUGAGGACGUCAUGAAGAUGUUGAUUGACAUGGCAAAAUCAAGGGGAGUGGAGGAAGCCAGGGAGAAGAUGUUCGCUGGAGACAAGAUCAAUUUCACUGAGGGCCGUGCUGUUCUCCAUAUUGCCCUACGAAACCGCUCUAACUCCCCCAUCCAUGUUGGUGGAGCAGACGUCAUGCCUGAAGUCAACAAGGUUUUGGAGAAAAUGAAGAAUUUCUGUCAUAAAGUACGCAGCGGAGAGUGGAAGGGCUUCACUGGGCAGCCCAUCAGAGAUGUUGUCAAUGUCGGGAUUGGUGGAUCGGACCUGGGCCCUCUGAUGGUCACUGAAGCUCUAAAGCCAUACUCCAAGGGCGGGCCCCGUGUGUGGUUCGUCUCAAACAUCGACGGAACGCACAUGGCCAAAACCCUGGCUGAGCUCAACCCUGAGACCACCCUUUUCAUCGUUGCUUCUAAGACAUUCACCACUCAAGAGACCAUCACCAAUGCAGAGACUGCAAAAGAGUGGCUCCUGCUGGCUACUAAAGAUGCGUCUGCUGUGGCCAAACACUUUGUGGCACUGUCCACCAAUGCACCCAAAGUGAAGGACUUCGGGAUUAACACCGACAACAUGUUCGAGUUUUGGGACUGGGUUGGUGGUCGUUACUCCCUGUGGUCUGCUAUUGGAUUGUCCAUUGCAUUGCACAUUGGCUUUGAGAACUUUGAGCAGCUGCUGAGUGGAGCUCACUGGAUGGAUAACCAUUUCCACACCGCUCCGCUGGAGGAGAAUGUGCCGGUGCUCCUGGCUGUCCUGGGGGUCUGGUACAUCAACUUCUUCCAGGCAGAGACUCACGCCAUGCUGCCCUACGAUCAGUACAUGCACCGCUUUGCUGCUUACUUCCAGCAGGGUGACAUGGAAUCCAAUGGGAAGUACAUCACCCGCCAGGGCACCCGUGUGAACUACCACACUGGACCUAUUGUGUGGGGAGAGCCAGGGACCAAUGGACAACACGCUUUCUACCAGCUCAUUCACCAAGGAACACGCAUGAUUCCUGCUGACUUCCUCAUCCCUGCCCAGUCCCAGCAUCCCAUCAGAGACAACCUGCACCAUAAGAUUCUGAUUGCCAACUUCCUGGCCCAGACUGAGGCCCUAAUGAGGGGCAAGACCACAGAGGAGGCCAGGAAGGAGCUGGAGGCUGGCGGCAUGAGCGGAGAAGCUCUUGAGAAACUUCUGCCACAUAAAGUAUUCCAAGGAAACAAACCUACCAACUCCAUUGUGUUCAAGAAGCUGACUCCAUUCAUGCUUGGAGCACUUGUUGCCAUGUACGAACACAAGAUCUUUGUGCAGGGCGUGAUGUGGGACAUCAACAGUUAUGACCAAUGGGGAGUUGAACUGGGGAAACAACUGGCCAAGAAGAUUGAGCCUGAACUGCAGGAUGACAGCGAGGUGCACUCUCACGACUCCUCCACCAAUGGGCUCAUCAACUUCAUCAAGAAGAACUACGCCUAAAUCCCCGGCCAUGGUCCACUUGCCCCACUGCCCCACUGCCCCAUGGGUAUCAACAGCGCAAGGAUCUGACACCCUAGUCACCGCUUGUUAGCCCUAUGAGAGGAGCAGAGCACUUUACGCCUGUAAUCACCUGUCUGUGUACUGAGUGUCUUGUGAAUCGUGAGGCUUGACUGUACUUGUUAGUCUGUAACUUAUAAGGGAAAUGCCAGUGGUAACCCAUAUAAUUGUGCAGAAAUUAGACCAAACCCAUUCCACUCUUUACCUAGUCUAGAUGACUAGAAAAAUAAAUGUUUACCUGUCACUUUA
Messenger RNA from Megalops cyprinoides (Indo-Pacific tarpon), 2116 nucleotides. Its product is annotated as glucose-6-phosphate isomerase-like. The transcript has 18 exons. Bases 149 to 1810 code for a protein of 553 amino acids. Gene Ontology annotation, cellular component: cytosol. The record is from RefSeq and is a predicted model, not a curated record. NCBI's taxonomy places the organism in Eukaryota, Metazoa, Chordata, Actinopteri, Elopiformes, Megalopidae. Gene Ontology annotation, molecular function: monosaccharide binding; glucose-6-phosphate isomerase activity; carbohydrate derivative binding. Gene Ontology annotation, biological process: glucose 6-phosphate metabolic process; glycolytic process; gluconeogenesis.